AUGCGUGAAAUUGUAAGCCCUCUUUCUCGUGCCACAGCGCGUUUGUUUUUCUUGGACAAAAAACAUCGAGACCCCGCCAGUCAUGACUCCUCAAUCCACAAGAUCCCUGAAGUCCACCUUCAAACUGGCCAGUGUGGUAACCAAAUCGGUGCCGCUUUCUGGCAAAUUAUCUCCGGUGAACAUGGCCUCGAUGGCUCCGGCAUGUAUGCUGGCUCAUCUGAUCUCCAGCUCGAACGUAUGAACGUUUACUUCAACGAGGCUACUGGUGGGAAAUAUGUACCUCGUGCUGUUCUCGUCGAUCUUGAACCCGGAACAAUGGAUGCUGUCCGUUCAGGGCCAUUCGGACAGCUCUUCCGGCCUGAUAACUUUGUAUUUGGACAAUCCGGUGCUGGUAACAACUGGGCUAAAGGCCAUUACACCGAGGGCGCUGAGUUGGUGGACCAAGUCAUUGAUGUCGUUCGCCGUGAAGCUGAGGGCUGCGACUGCCUCCAAGGCUUUCAGAUCACCCACUCUCUUGGUGGUGGUACUGGUGCUGGUAUGGGCACCCUCCUAAUCUCCAAGAUCAGAGAGGAGUUCCCAGAUCGGAUGAUGGCUACUUUCUCUGUUGUACCCUCUCCAAAGGUUUCCGACACCGUUGUAGAGCCAUACAAUGCUACGCUAUCCGUCCAUCAGCUAGUUGAGCACUCUGAUGAGACCUUUUGUAUCGACAAUGAGGCUUUGUAUGAUAUCUGCAUGAGAACUCUCAAGCUUCCCAACCCCUCAUACGGCGAUCUUAACCAUUUGGUCUCCGCUGUUAUGUCUGGUGUCACCACCUGUCUUCGUUUCCCAGGCCAACUAAACUCUGAUCUUCGUAAACUCGCUGUUAAUAUGGUCCCAUUCCCUCGACUACACUUCUUUAUGGUCGGUUUUGCGCCGCUUACCAGCCGUGGUGCUUACUCUUUCCGCGCCAUUACUGUUCCAGAGUUGACGCAGCAGAUGUAUGAUCCAAAGAAUAUGAUGGCGGCUUCUGACUUCCGUAAUGGUCGCUAUCUCACUUGCUCUGCUAUCUUCCGUGGCAAAGUCUCGAUGAAAGAAGUUGAGGACCAGAUGCGCAAUGUACAAAAUAAGAACCACACCUAUUUUGUCGAGUGGAUCCCCAACAACAUCCAAACCGCUCUUUGCUCCAUUCCCCCAAGGGGCUUAAAGAUGUCCUCAACCUUUAUUGGAAACUCUACAUCUAUUCAAGAGCUUUUUAAGCGUGUAGGAGAUCAAUUUACUGCCAUGUUCCGGCGCAAGGCUUUCUUGCAUUGGUACACUGGCGAAGGCAUGGAUGAGAUGGAAUUUACUGAAGCUGAGAGCAACAUGAACGAUUUAGUCAGCGAAUACCAGCAAUACCAAGAUGCGGGAAUUUCAGAGGGUGAAGAGGAGUAG
Molecule: messenger RNA, 1410 nt
Organism: Ophidiomyces ophidiicola
Lineage: Eukaryota; Fungi; Ascomycota; Eurotiomycetes; Onygenales; Onygenaceae
Gene: TUB2
Product: beta-tubulin
Exons: 8
Coding region: 1-1410 (469 amino acids)
Biological process (GO): mitotic cell cycle; microtubule cytoskeleton organization
Cellular component (GO): cytoplasm; microtubule
Molecular function (GO): GTPase activity; GTP binding; structural constituent of cytoskeleton
Source: RefSeq, a predicted model, not a curated record